Hordeum vulgare subsp. vulgare (domesticated barley) is the source of this 692-nucleotide messenger RNA. RefSeq names its product probable magnesium transporter NIPA1. Gene Ontology annotation, cellular component: membrane. Gene Ontology annotation, molecular function: magnesium ion transmembrane transporter activity. The coding region runs from base 13 to 651 and encodes 212 amino acids. The transcript has 6 exons. Gene Ontology annotation, biological process: magnesium ion transport. Lineage: Eukaryota; Viridiplantae; Streptophyta; Magnoliopsida; Poales; Poaceae. The record is from RefSeq and is a predicted model, not a curated record.
AGACUGCCAAACAUGGUGAUGUCUCUGGACAAUUUAAGGGGCUUCUCCUUAGCCACGUCAUCGAGUGCUUUUAUUGGAUCUUGCUUUGUGAUCAAGAAGAUUGGCCUGAAGAAAGCUGGGGACGUUGGGGUAAGAGUAGGUUCUGGAGGCUACUCAUACUUAUAUGAACCGUUAUGGUGGAUAGGAAUGGUAACUAUGAUUCUGGGUGAGGUGGCCAAUUUUGCAGCAUAUGCAUUUGCUCCAGCAAUACUUGUUACUCCUCUUGGAGCAUUGAGCAUCAUAUUUAGCGCAGUGCUAGCACACUUCAUUUCGAAUGAGAGGUUGCAUAUGUUUGGCGUGGUUGGUUGUGCAUUGUAUGUUGUUGGUUCAGUUGAUAUAGUGUUGCAUGCCCCAAUGGAAAGAAAGAUUGAUUCAGUUAGCGAAAUAUGGCAACUCGCAAUUGAACCAGGUUUCAUAGUCUAUUCUUGCUUGGCUAUAGCUCUUGCACUUAUUUUAAUGUUCUGGGUUGUUCACCAUACCGAGCAAAGGAAAAUGCUCGCAUAUGUUGCAAUAUGUUCACUAUUCAGGUCUCUUACGGUAGGUUUGCAAUACAUCAUACCAGGACAUGAGUUGUUCAAAUUGAUUUAUAAUGCCCUGAUGACACAAACAUAGUCUAUAUUUACCUUGAAAUUUUCUAGCUUUGGUGACACAAA